This is a messenger RNA of Caenorhabditis briggsae, 657 nucleotides long. It is a transcript of the gene Cbr-hpo-8, whose product is annotated as Protein CBR-HPO-8. The transcript has 5 exons. The record is from RefSeq and is a predicted model, not a curated record. Lineage: Eukaryota; Metazoa; Nematoda; Chromadorea; Rhabditida; Rhabditidae. Gene Ontology annotation, biological process: fatty acid elongation; very long-chain fatty acid biosynthetic process; sphingolipid biosynthetic process. Bases 1 to 657 code for a protein of 218 amino acids. Gene Ontology annotation, cellular component: endoplasmic reticulum membrane. Gene Ontology annotation, molecular function: 3-hydroxyacyl-CoA dehydratase activity.
AUGAGUGUUCAGUUAUAUCUGGUCACAUACAAUGUCCUACAAAUUUUGGGAUGGUCAGUUGUUCUCGUAAAGACAGUCCUCGGGCUUCUCAAUGGACUUUCCUGGCCAGAGCUCUACGAGUCAGUAGAGUUUGAACUGAAAAUCUUUCAAACCGCUGCUAUUCUUGAGGUGAUCCAUGCCGUUAUCGGACUCGUUCGCUCUCCAGUCGGCACCACCGCCAUGCAAGUGACUUCUCGUGUCGUUCUCGUUUGGCCAAUCCUUCACUUGUGCUCUACAGCUCGCUACAGCAUCGGAGUUCCACUUCUUCUUGUGGCCUGGUCCGUUACUGAAGUCAUUCGGUAUUCGUUCUAUGCUCUCAGCGUAUUGAAACAACCAAUUCCAUAUUUCCUUCUCUGGCUGAGAUACACCCUCUUCUACGUUCUCUACCCAAUGGGAGUAUCCGGAGAGCUUCUGACACUAUUUGCGUCUUUGAAAGAGGUCGAUGAGAAGAAGAUUCUGACUCUCGAGAUGCCAAAUCGUCUUAACAUGGGAAUUUCGUUCUGGUGGGUUCUCAUCAUCGCUGCUCUCACCUACAUUCCCGGAUUCCCACAACUGUAUUUCUACAUGAUCGGACAAAGAAAGAAGGUUCUCGGAGGAGGAAGCAAGAAGAAGCAGUAA